This is a messenger RNA of Danaus chrysippus (African queen), 2946 nucleotides long. The record is from the annotation of a GenBank genome assembly. NCBI's taxonomy places the organism in Eukaryota, Metazoa, Arthropoda, Insecta, Lepidoptera, Nymphalidae.
AUGGUAAAGAAAAAAAUUGAUAACCGUAUAAGAGUUUUAAUAGAAAAUGGAGUUAAACUUGGACAUCGCACCAUGUUUUUGCUUGUUGGCGACAAAAGUAGAGAUCAGGUACCAAUAUUGUAUGAUAUGCUCGUAAAAUCAACAGUAAAGUCCAGGCCGACAGUGUUAUGGUGUUACAAAAAUAAAGAUGAGGCUAUUAGCAAUCAUGGCCGUAAGAGAGCUAAGAAGAUCGCGGCGGGCAAAUUAGAAGUAUCAGAGGAAUGUUUGUUUGAUGCGUUCAGAGUAGCUACAACGAUUCAUGGCCGAUACUAUUCAGAAAGUCACACCAUGCUCGGUCAAACAUACGGAGUGUGUGUGCUGCAGGAUUUUGAAGCCUUAACACCAAAUUUGAUGGCACGUACUAUAGAAACAGUUGAAGGCGGUGGCCUUAUUAUAUUUCUGUUGAAAACUAUGAAUUCAUUAAGACAGCUGCAUUCAAUAACAAUGGAUGUUCAUUCUAGGUUUAAGACGGAGGCCUAUGAUACUGUAGUGAAUCGUUUCAAUGAACGUUUCUUAUUGUCCCUGGCUGAUAAUCCUCGGUGUCUAGUGUUGGAUGACUCGUUGACAGUACUUCCUAUAUCAUCGAGGACUGCCCAAGUUGAACCUGUUGAUGUUGUUCCAGAGAGUGUAAAUCUCAAGUUGACUGAGUUAGUGUCAUCACUGUCAGACACUCCACCAGCGGGGAUGUUAGUGUCUCUGUGUCGGACAUACGACCAGGCAUCUGCUCUCGUGGCGCUUAUAAACACACUCGCUGACAAACAAUCAAGGCCUCCACAUUGUCUAACAGCCGCUAGAGGUCGUGGUAAGUCCGCGUGUCUCGGCCUCGCCGUAGCGGCCGCAGUAGCUCUCGGUUACGUCAACAUAUACGUCACUUCCCCUCACCCCGAGAACCUUAUAACACUGUUCGAGUUCGUACUGAAAGGCUUAGACGCGUGUCUAUAUCAGGAACACAUAGAUUACAACAUAGUGAGGUCAACGAACCCUGACUUUAAGAAAGCUAUUGUAAGAAUUAACAUUGCAAGGAAUUCUCGUCAAACUGUACAGUACAUAACUCCCGACGACCACUCUCUACUAGCGGCUGCUGACCUCGUGUUAGUAGACGAAGCGGCCGCCAUCCCUCUACCACACGUGGCGGCGGCCGCUACCAAGGCACCGCUCGCUUUACUGUCGUCUACAGUAUCUGGGUACGAGGGAACAGGCCGAGCAUUAUCCGUUAAACUGUUCAGUCAGCUGCAGACGGAGUACAACGCACCACCGCCUAUUAAACUCGAGGAACCUAUCCGUUAUCGUUCUGGUGACCCUGUGGAGUCCUGGUUGUGUUCCUUACUGUGUCUGGAGUCCCCUCCCCCCUCCCCCGGCGCGGGCUCCCCCCCUCCCGCCGCCUGCGACCUCGUGCGGGUCAACAGAGACGCGCUGUUCUGUUACCAUCGAGCAGCCGAAGUGUUCCUUCACAGAUUAGUAUCUAUAUACGUGGCCAGUCACUAUAAGAACAGUCCUAACGACCUCCAGUUGUUGUCUGACGCUCCAGCACACAACCUGUUUGUGUUGCUCGCCCCCACCUGCCCUAAAGGAUCGACCAUGCCUGAAAUUAUGUGUGUCAUGCAGAUAUGUAUGGAGGGGAACAUCAGUGACAAGUCUGUGAAAGAUAGUUUGGGUCGUGGUCGCAAGGCGGCCGGUGACCUUAUACCGUGGAACGUGUGUGAACAGUUUGGAGAUAGAGACUUCCCUAAACUAUCGGGAGCUAGGAUUGUGAGGAUAGCAACACAUCCCAGCUAUCAACGGAUGGGUUAUGGCAAGCGAGCCUUACAACAGCUAGCUGCAUACUACACUGGAGAAAUUUUAUGUAUGGAUGAAACACACAGCGACGAAGACAAUGAUGUUGACAAACAAGCAGAUACCUUACAUACUGAGGAUAUACGACCCAGAGCCAAGCCUCCAACAUUACUGAGACGUUUGACGGAAAUGAGAGCGGAACAUUUGGACUAUUUGGGUACGAGCUUUGGACUAACCGAAGACUUACUUAAGUUUUGGAAAUCACAGAAAUAUAUGCCGGUCUAUCUCAGUCAAAAAGCUAAUGACCUAACGGGUGAAUAUUCAUGUAUAAUGAUACGUUCACUACACACCAGCGACUGGCUGUCCGCGUACAACGCAGACUUUAGACUCAGAUUCUCAAGACUAUUGUCUAGAUCAUUUAGGAAGCUGCCCGCGGCACUAGCGCUGUCUACCUUACAGAAUGAUAGUAUAAAAAUUGAUAAACCCAAUUUAACGAAGGAGAUAAUUCAGCAACAUUUAUCCGGUCACGACCUCUCCCGUAUAGAGUCAUACACGAGACAACAAGCAGAAUAUAGAUUGAUAACUGACUUACUGUCACCGCUGGCACAUAUAGUGUUCCAUACUAAGAAUAAAAUUAAAAUGGAUGCUAUACAACAGGUUACCUUCAUAGCGAUGGGUUUUCAAACGAAAGAUGUUGAUGAUAUAGCCAGCGAGUUAGGACUACCCACCUCACAGAUACUAGCUAAGUUCUACGAGGCCUGCAAGAAGAUUAAUACCGCGCUAAAUUCUAUUCUAGAAGAUACCGUGGCUAAAGAAAUGGGUAUAGAAGAUAACACAGAAGUUAAAAAUGAUGAACCGCUGAAACAAAGUCUACACGACGAACUAUCGAAGGCCGCUAAGGAAUUGGAUCGCAAACAACGUAAGGAGUUAUCACGUCUGAUGGGUGAAGAUCUUCAACAAUACAGCAUCAAGGGCAGUGACCUCGACUGGGGCAAGGCUGUUAAAAAAACACAAGGAAUUGUGUCAGUUAAGAGCGGAGAAAAAAGACUCGGUGACGACAGUAAAGAAAUCGAUGAUCUUAUAGAAGCUCACUCCAACAAGAAAAAGAAGAAGAAGAAACAUGUUAGGAAUUAA